This is a messenger RNA of Engraulis encrasicolus (European anchovy), 763 nucleotides long. RefSeq lists its product as uncharacterized. The record is from RefSeq and is a predicted model, not a curated record. Bases 38 to 763 code for a protein of 241 amino acids. The transcript is spliced from 5 exons. Gene Ontology annotation, molecular function: signaling receptor activity. NCBI's taxonomy places the organism in Eukaryota, Metazoa, Chordata, Actinopteri, Clupeiformes, Engraulidae. Gene Ontology annotation, cellular component: cell surface.
CAACGACAACAACAAAGAGGCCAAGUCUUUCAGCACUAUGCAUUGUGCCUUCUUUGGACUAAACCAUCACCUGUCUGUAACCACCUGGCUCCUGUGCAUAGGUUGUGCUGCAGUGGCCUCAUCCCUCAGGGUCACUGCAGUGGAGGGGAGAACAGUGCUCAUCAACUGUUUCCCCACCACUGAUACCUCUGUCAGGGACACAGACUCAGACACAGACACUGACAGCACAGACCAGGCCAGCAGUGCCCUGUACCUCUGCAAGGGACACAGCCGCUACACCUGUCAGGACGUCUUGCGGGUCGAGGGAUCGCACGUCAGGCGGGCUGACGAGAGGUUCUUGCUGAAGCCUGCAGCGGGAGUACCGUUGGUGGUCCUGAUUACAGACGCCCAGCUUAGCGAUUCGGGAACCUACUGGUGUGGACUUCAUAGGAGCAAGCGGUUUACUGAGUAUGAAGAGAUUCAUCUGUAUGUUGCUCCCAAGACUGACAGAAGUGACACCACGUCAAUCACAGCUACACCUGCUGUGGCGAAACAACAACAAACAACAUCGGCACCCAGUGUCACAACAGGCCUUCCCAUCAACAUCAUUCUGUCUCUUUUGGUGGUGGCAGCUUUUGUGCUUGGGGUGAUAUUCCUGGUGUUGCACAGAAACUUGGGCAAACACAAAGCUGGUGAGCUAACUACAACCAGUGCAUCUAGGAAAAGAAAAGUGCAACAAUGCCACAAAGCAAUGAUUUGGCAGACUGUUAGUCAUACUACAUGA